AUGUUUUUGGGCCACCCUGGACCAUUAACAAGUCGUGAUAAUGGCCCAGGGCUUGUUAAUGGUCCAGUGGUUGUUAAUGGUCCAGUGGUUGUUAAUGGUCCAGUGGUUGUUAAUGGUCCAGUGGUUGUUAAUGGUCCAGUGGUUGUUAAUGGUCCAGUGGUUGUUAAUGGUCCAGUGGUUGUUAAUGAUCCAGUGGUUGUUAAUGGUCCAGUGGUUGUUAAUGGUCCAGUGGUUGUUAAUGAUCCAGUGGUUGUUAAUGAUCCAGUGGUUGUUAAUGGUCCAGUGGUUGUUAAUGAUCCAGUGGUUGUUAAUGAUCCAGUGGUUGUUAAUGGUCCAGUGGUUGUUAAUGGUCCAGUGGUUGUUAAUGGUCCAGUGGUUGUUAAUGAUCCAGUGGUUGUUAAUGGUCCAGUGGUUGUUAAUGAUCCAGUGGUUGUUAAUGGUCCAGUGGUUGUUAAUGGUCCAGUGGUUGUUAAUGAUCCAGUGGUUGUUAAUGGUCCAGUGGUUGUUAAUGAUCCAGUGGUUGUUAAUGGUCCAGUGGUUGUUAAUGGCCAGAUAAAGAGAUGA
Messenger RNA from Procambarus clarkii (red swamp crayfish), 564 nucleotides. The record is from RefSeq and is a predicted model, not a curated record. NCBI's taxonomy places the organism in Eukaryota, Metazoa, Arthropoda, Malacostraca, Decapoda, Cambaridae.